AUGUCACUUCCGGCCAACACAGCCGCUCUGCUCAAUGAGCUUCAUCGUGACGUCGCUCGUGCUCGUCCCACAGAUGCGCUGCAAUUCUGCGCAAACUGGUUCAACGCCAAACUCGAGGAACAGCGUCGUCAGCAUCUCUCGUCCAAUCCCGCCUUUGGCGCUGCUGCUGCACUUCCUCAAAACCCACUAGGGCCCAGCGAUGUCGAUUUCGGGGGCGUUGCUCCCGGUCUCGCCUCACCUACACAACGUGCUUCCCUCUUCACUUCGGAUCCAUUUGCUCCUGCCGCCGCGGCUGCGCUACCACCAUCGUCAGCACCCGUACCCAUGGACGCAUCCUUCUCCCCCGACUCGACACCCGCACCAGCGCCUCCUACCAAUUUUCCUCCCUUGGCGUCCACCUCCAUCUCGAAUGCGCCGCUCAUCCCGCCCACCUUCAACCUCGCCAGGCGCACCUCGGUCUCGGCAGAGAGCAUGGCCCCUUCGGCUGCCAACGCAGAGUCUGACGGCUCACCCUUGCCCAAGACCGUCAUUGUCAAGUCUGAAGAGCAGAUGCAGAGGAUCCGUGGCUCCAUCGGCAACAACCUGCUCUUCCGCAAUCUCGAGCAGGACCAGUAUCGCGACGUGCUCCUCGCGAUGAAGGAGGUCAAGGUGGACGCGGACGUCACCGUCAUCGAACAGGGUGCACAGGGCGACUAUUUCUACGUCGUCGAGUCCGGCACGCUCGACGUCUAUGUUCGCGCUCCUCCUCGCAACGGCGAACUCGAGUCGCCAUCCUCGGCGUUAGGCGACAAAAAGGUGUCGUACGGUCCCGGUUCGUCGUUCGGUGAGCUGGCGCUGCUCUACGCCCAGCCGCGUGCUGCCACCGUGCUUUCCACAUCGCCCUGCACGCUGUGGGCGCUCGAUCGAAUCACCUUCCGCUCGAUUCUCAUGGAGACCAACUCGCGUCGCCGGGCGCUCUACGAGAAGUUCCUCAUGGACGUUCCUCUGUUUGAGCGUCUCUCGGCCGCCGAACGCGCCAAGAUCUCGGACAGCCUCGAGCUGCGCGAAUACGCGCCCGGCGAGGCUGUCAUCACGCAGGGCGAGCGUGGCACCGAGUUUUUCAUUAUCGUCGAAGGCGAUGCCGAGGUGCGCAAGACCAAGCAAGGCGCGCGCGAGGAGGUGGUGGGCAAGCUGUCCAGGGGCGACUACUUUGGUGAAUUGGCGCUGCUCAACAACGCUCCACGUGCUGCUACUGUCGCUGCUGUUGCCGCUAGUGCAACCAAGUUGAGGGUGGUGACGAUGAGCGAGAGGGCGUUUACGAGGUUGUUGGGUCCUCUGGCCGGGAUUUUGGAGCGUCAUGCCAAGGAGACGUAUGGAGACGAGUACUCGUUGGGCCACGUCAAUGCCAAUGCUGCUACCAGCGUCAACAAUGGCGCGUUGGCGGGUGCAGCGGGUGAAGUGGAUGUCGGCAACAGCUUCCCGCACCCCAUGGACUCGACUGCCAAGCCGGGCGAGGGGGCAUGGAGCGCUCCUAACCCCUUUGCAGCAGCUUGA
This is a messenger RNA of Sporisorium graminicola, 1533 nucleotides long. RefSeq lists its product as uncharacterized. The transcript has a single exon. Gene Ontology annotation, biological process: regulation of protein phosphorylation. Lineage: Eukaryota; Fungi; Basidiomycota; Ustilaginomycetes; Ustilaginales; Ustilaginaceae. The coding region runs from base 1 to 1533 and encodes 510 amino acids. Gene Ontology annotation, molecular function: cAMP-dependent protein kinase regulator activity. The record is from RefSeq and is a predicted model, not a curated record. Gene Ontology annotation, cellular component: cAMP-dependent protein kinase complex; nucleus.